Neoarius graeffei (lesser salmon catfish) is the source of this 2760-nucleotide messenger RNA. RefSeq names its product zinc finger protein 391-like. Gene Ontology annotation, molecular function: histone methyltransferase activity; protein binding. The coding region runs from base 368 to 1951 and encodes 527 amino acids. Gene Ontology annotation, cellular component: nucleus. The transcript is spliced from 6 exons. NCBI's taxonomy places the organism in Eukaryota, Metazoa, Chordata, Actinopteri, Siluriformes, Ariidae. The record is from RefSeq and is a predicted model, not a curated record.
GUUCAUCUGUACCGGACUUCAAUAUCCACUACAACCGUAUGGACUUACUGGACAUUGGUUUCCAGCAGAAAAUGACGGUUUGUAGCGAUUUCCAUCGCAUGCACAACAUUCCAGACGAGAUAGCGAGACCAGCGGGGUCUCCGUGGAUUGUUAUCGGAAGCAAAGCGAAGGAGGCGGCGUCGGGAGCGGAAGCAAAAGCGAGGCUGCAGGCAGAGCCGGCCUGUUGACUAAGCUCAGAAAACAGCCACUCAAAUCUCCACUGCUAAGCCUUUACCUCUCCAACGCCAGAGACGGACGAUUUGGAAUUACAGCUGGAAUUACCUUAUUCUAUAAUCGGCUGCUUUCUGAGGAUGUGAAGACAGGGUCAAUGUCAAGUGGAAGCUUAUCAAGUGUUGUGGGACACGUCAUUCCCACAGACCAAGAGAACAGAGAAUUCCCAAAGGAGGAGCCUGAAGAUGAAGACUACCUUUACUGUGAGCACUGCAGGUCCUUCUUUACCAAUGAGUGUAAUGUUCAUGGUCCAGCUGUCUUUGUCCCUGACACUCCUGUUCCUAUGGGAGUCGCUGACCGAGCCAUACAAACCCUUCCACAAGGUCUAGAAGUUCGAGAGUCUAGUAUUCCUGAGGCAGGCCUGGGUGUCUUCAAUAAAGGCGAGAUUAUUCCAGUUGGUGUGCACUUUGGACCCUAUGAGGGAGAUCUGGUAGACAAAGAGGAAGCUAUGAACAGUAACUACUCUUGGGUGAUAUACAAAUAUAAUCAAAGUGAGGAAUACAUAGAUGCCAAGAAAGAGACACAUGCUAACUGGAUGAGGUAUGUGAAUUGCGCUCGUAAUAAUGAAGAGCAAAAUCUUGUGGCAUUCCAGUAUCAAGGGAGAAUUCUAUAUCGCUGCUGUCAAAACAUUAAACCAGGACAGGAGCUCUUGGUGUGGUCUGAAGAGGAGCAUGCUAAAGAUUUUGACAAAAUGAACAGCAUUCUUUUGCAAGUCAUCUCUUGCUCCUUGCAUCCACUCUGUGAUAAAUCUCAAAUUUAUGUACGCAGACGUAUUAGGAGAUGCCAGUAUCGCAAAUAUGAGCGAACACAGGAAUCCACAGAGAUUAAAUGUGCAGAGAAUCCAAUGGCCACAAGGAGCCCUGAUAGUCGGCAUGUAUCUGAUAGCACUCUUCACCUUAAGUUUCGCAGACGUAUGCAGAAGGAAAUUCACCAGUGCUCAGACUGUGAAAAGAGUUUUCCUCAUUUAAGUCAUCUCAGAGAACACCAGCGCAUUCACACAGGAGAGAAGCCCUAUCGGUGUUCACAGUGUGGGAAGAGUUUUAAUCGAGCGAAUCAUCUUCAAGCACACCAGCGCAUUCACACAGGCGAGAAGCCAUAUCACUGCUCACAGUGUGGGAAGAAUUUUUCUGAAUACACUACCCUCCGACGCCACCAGCGUAUUCACACCGGAGAGAAACCGUAUCACUGCUCAGAGUGCAGAAAGAGUUUUCGUCAAGGGACUCAUCUCCAACGCCACCAGCGCGUUCACACAAGAGAGAAGCCGUAUUACUGCUCACAGUGUGGGAAGAGCUUUAGUCGAGAGAGUACUCUUCAAGAACACCAGCGCAUUCACACCGGAGAGAAACCGUAUCACUGCUCACAGUGCAGAAAGAGUUUUCGUCAAGGGAGUCAUCUUCAACGCCACCAGCGCGUUCACACAGGAGAGAAACCGUAUCACUGCCCACAAUGUGGGAAGAGUUUUAGUCGAGAGGGUGCUCUUAAAGGACACCAACGCAUUCAUACAGGAGAGAAGCCUUAUCAGUGCCCACAGUGUACAAGGAGCUUUACUCAUCAGAGUAAUCUCCAAGUACACAAGCUCAUACACACAGGGGUGAAGCCAUAUCACUGCUCACAGUGUGGGAAGAGUUUUCAUAAGAUUGGGAAUCUCAAAACACACCAGCGCAUUCACACAGAAGAUUAACCAUGUUUGUGUAAAACCAGUGCUUAUUUUGUUGACAGACAUUUACUUGUACUAGAGCAUUACAGACACACACAACUAACACUAACAAGGCCAUUGUUGUCAUCAGCUGUCCAUUGCUAGCGAUGAUGACUGCUUCAUUAGGAUACGCAGAUAGGCCGUGAGGCCUGCACCAGAGCCAUCUGCAGUGGUGGCACGAAUGGCCCGGCCGAGCUGCCAUGGAAUGCCUGGCCUCAUGAGCUCUUGUGUACUAUUCUCCUCUCCUUAUAAAGUGCCUUGCACAGUAAGGUAAGACAGAUGAUUUUGUGCCCCCACUGUGUUGUCUCUCUGGACCUCCAGACCUGAUGCCAAGUGGUGCCCAAAAGUGCCACAGACCUGACUGGUAUGGAAGUUGCCCCACAGUAACAACUGACUUGCUGAGUGAUGCCAUCCAUUGGCCAUUUGAGUGGCUCUUCUGCAUGCCAUCUGGUGGUGUGCCAUUGACCCUGUUGGCUUCAUCUGCUACAUUGCACUGAAAAGCGCCCUGCUGCCAGCAUCUUACUGGUGAUGUAUUAUGUAACCCAUAGCUGGAACCCAGGCAGGUGUUACCACUCCAGGUCAGAGCCAACCUGGGAGCAAUGGUGAUUAAGGGGUAACUCCACUAACAAGGCUGUUGUAAUGUGAAUUGGUCACGUCAAGGAACUAACAAUAUCAGUUUAAAUGUUAAUUGUAAAAUUUUAAGUUUUAAAUUCUUUGAUGUGAUGGUAAAUUGAAUGAAUAUUAAAACCCCAAAUCAUAAAAUGUUGACAGUAUGGUAAAAUUGAAAUUAAAAC